This is a messenger RNA of Octopus sinensis (East Asian common octopus), 2327 nucleotides long. Its product is annotated as zinc finger protein 239-like. Gene Ontology annotation, molecular function: RNA polymerase II cis-regulatory region sequence-specific DNA binding; DNA-binding transcription factor activity, RNA polymerase II-specific. Gene Ontology annotation, biological process: regulation of transcription by RNA polymerase II. The transcript has 2 exons. The record is from RefSeq and is a predicted model, not a curated record. The coding region runs from base 699 to 1385 and encodes 228 amino acids. Lineage: Eukaryota; Metazoa; Mollusca; Cephalopoda; Octopoda; Octopodidae.
AACCAAACAAUAAGAGGAAGGUAUGAUGAUCACGACUGGAACGUCUUUGAUCAUAAAUCUGCUAGAUUAGGGCUGAUAUGUAUUGGAAACAUAAAAAGAAAAUAAAUACAAAAACAACAACUCCAGUCUAGAAAGAACCGCCACAACAAUGACAACUGACAAGAUUGCUGACGGAACCGGAAGUGAAAUUUAUAAAUCAGCAACAAUUAACGUUGUGUCUUUGUUAUUUUUAAUUCAUCGCUUAUCGUAGAUACUUUGAUAUUCUUGAAUGUAGAUACUCCUAUACAAACUGAAACUCCUGGACAAACCUCAAAGUAACUUCUAGCUCAUGUUCUAUAUUUUUCAAGAUAAGGUUGGAAGAAAGGUGCAUUGCUCCAAUCACUACAAGAACAAGAUAAGAAUUCUCAACUCUCUGGCCCCAAAAGUUGUCAUUAUCUGUCCACUGGAUCAUUGCAGCUUCCCUCAAACAUGUUUAUCCUUUGAAAGAUACAGUACAGCUUGUAGUAUGCUGGUAAGAGCUAAGCAGUCUGAAAAGCACUUUAAAAUAAUUGCUUCCAUAUUAUUAAGAUCAAUCUAAAAUCUGGAGGCUGGGCCCAUCCUCUGAAACUUCAUCAUAUCCUUUUUUUUUUGUCUUUACUGCAUUUUGUUUUCAGGUUAUUUCCUCUCUUUUUCUUCUUUUCUUCAAUCAUUCUUUAACCAUGGAAAAUCAGCAGUUUUCUUAUGAGUUUUUGCAAAAGUUAUUAAAAUGUAAAGCGAAAAUGCUCUCUGGUGGGAAAAAAUUUACUUGUGAAACAUGCGGUAAAACAUUUCCUGAGAAUGUACAGCUUGUACGUCAUGUACGGAUUCAUACGGGAGAAAGACCAUAUAAAUGCGAACACUGUGACAAGACAUUCACUGAAAAGAUUAACUUGACCAGACAUAUUUUUACACAUACUGGAGAGAAGCCAUACAAUUGUGAGUAUUGCGGAAAGGCAUUUUCUCAACGUUUUACUCUAUCUAAGCACAUUCUUACACACACUGGAGAAAAACCAUACCACUGUGAAUAUUGUGGUAAAACAUUUUCUCAAAGUUCUACCUUGUCUAAACACAUCCUUACACACACAGGGGAGAAGCCUUAUCAUUGUGAAUACUGUGAAAAAUCAUUUUCGCAAAGUGGUCAUCUUUCCCAACACAGACUCACUCACUUAAAACCAAAAUCUUAUGACUGUGAACAUUGUGACAAAAAGUUCUCAAUGAAUUCCACUUUAGUAAUACACAGGCGUUUGCACACAGGAGAACGGCCUUAUAGUUGUGACUGUUGUGAGAAAAGCUUUAUGUCAAGCACUGCUCUCAAAAUACACCAGAAGAUCCACAAACCAAAGAAGCCUAUAGAGAGUGAACAUUGAUCCAUCUCAUUUGAUUGAAACAGUAACUUUUUGUUGCAUUGGUAAAUUCUAUUCGAGAUAAAAACACAUCUCAUUGUGAUUAUUAACUCCUGCCAUUUGUAUCAAACAAUCUUAUUAAGUAAGCAUCUGAAGGUAUUUUCUAAUGCUAUUAUGUCCAAUGUGAAAUAAAGGGGACCUAAAAAAAAACUGAGGAUAAAGACACAGCAUCUACUGGCCCUGGCAUCCAUUCUUUUGAAUUUGUUUUUUAACCCUACUGUGACCCAAUUUCUAAUGUAACACACAGACUGUGUUUUAGUUCACUUUAGUGAAAUAGGUAUUUCAUUUAUGAAAUAGUGUUUCGAAUGUAACUUAAAAUACUCUUACAUAAAUUCAAUAUAAUUUAAACAUCAAUGCUUUAAAACAGGAGGUUUUUGUUUGAUAAAGGCAAGUUGGUAUCAACAUUUUUUGAAGAAACAGAUAUGCUUAGAAUUUCCACUUGAAGAUGACUAUUCUGAGUUAAACUACAAUUGAGUCAAUCAACUUCCCUCCAUGUAUAAGAGUAAUUUUUGUUACCAUGUUUCUGUUGAAAUAUGCUAUCUUCAACAUCAAUGAAAAUAAUGAUGAAUUUCAGAAAUAACUUAGUUAUUUAUUAAGCUGGUGUUUGGAACACAAAUUAACAUGAAAUUUUAAUGGAAGGUUUUCAUUUUGAUCACUUUAAAACAGGAAGUUUGAGUCAUAGAACUAGGGAUAGUCUUGGGCGGAUUGAUAACAAAAUAGCACUUAAAUACUUCUAUCUUCAUCUCAUGUCAGUUAUAUGACACUGUCCUAUUGGGACUUAUAUGAGCCCUCAUAAUAAUAAUAAUAAUAAUAAUGGUUUAAAAUUUUGCUACAAGGGCAGCAAUUUUGAGGAGGGGAUAAGUUGAUUACAUCGACCUCAGUGUUUCAUUGGUACUUAAUUUAUUG